Messenger RNA from Truncatella angustata, 990 nucleotides. Its product is annotated as type-2 proteins geranylgeranyltransferase subunit beta. Gene Ontology annotation, molecular function: Rab geranylgeranyltransferase activity. Gene Ontology annotation, cellular component: Rab-protein geranylgeranyltransferase complex. The coding region runs from base 1 to 990 and encodes 329 amino acids. Gene Ontology annotation, biological process: protein geranylgeranylation. NCBI's taxonomy places the organism in Eukaryota, Fungi, Ascomycota, Sordariomycetes, Amphisphaeriales, Sporocadaceae. The record is from RefSeq and is a predicted model, not a curated record. The transcript has 2 exons.
AUGGCGGACCUCAGCGGGCUUCCUGACGAGCUUCAGCUCACGACUGCCACUCACGUCAAGUAUAUCCAGAGCUUGGACAGCAAGAAGGAUGAAUACGAGUACUGGUUGACGGAACAUUUGCGCAUGAAUGGUCUUUACUGGGGCCUCACAGCUCUUCAUCUCCUGCGCCAUCCCGAUGCGCUCCCCCGAGACGCAACGAUCGACUUCGUACUGUCUUGCCAGCAUGAUAACGGCGGCUUCGGAGCUGCGCCCAGUCAUGAUGCACAUAUGCUGUCGACCGUCUCUGCCGUCCAGAUUCUUGCAUUAGUAGAUGGUCUUGACGAGCUUGACAAGCGUGGCAAGGGCAGGGCUACCACGGGAAAAUUCAUGGCAGAUCUUCAGAAUAAAGAGACGGGAACAUUUGCGGGCGAUGAAUGGGGCGAGGAAGACACACGUUUCCUCUACGGUGCCCUGAACGCUUUAUCCCUUCUGGGUCUCAAACACCUCGUAGACAUCGACAAGGCUGUCAACCACAUCAUAGCAUGUUCCAACUUCGAUGGUGGUUACGGCUUGACACCCGGUGCCGAGUCGCACUCCGGUCAGAUAUUCACCUGCCUCGCAGCGCUGACUAUCGCCGGCCGCUUAGAUACAGUAGAAGUUGACAAACUCGGUAGGUGGCUAAGUGAACGGCAAAAGCCGAAUGGUGGUUUGAACGGUCGCCCGGAGAAAGACGAAGAUGUAUGUUACAGCUGGUGGGUACUUAGCAGUCUGGCAAUGAUCGGGAAGACACAUUGGAUCGACCGGGAUGCACUCAUCAAGUUCAUUCUGCGAUGCCAGGACACCGAGCUAGGUGGUUUUUCUGACAGACCUGGUAAUAUGGUCGAUGUAUGGCACACACUUUUCGGCUUGACCGGCUUGAGCCUACUUGGAUAUCCAGGGCUAGAUACCGUCGACCCGGUAUAUUGCUUACCCAAGUCGACAGUGGAGCGUGUACUUGGACCGCAGGAGUAA